AUGAAUCAGAAAGUUGAACCGCCAAUUAAAGUCAGGAAGAGAAUGAAAGAACUUAUUACUCUAUUAGAAAACAUUGAAGAUGCAAUAUAUGACAAGCAUUUAAAAGAGUUAAAAGAUUUAGAAACUCAAUACAAUUUCAUUUUUUCUAAUUCUCCUACUCAAAAAGCAGGCCAUUCAGCCAGCCCUAAAUUCCGCUCGGUCACUCGUCAAAUUCCUAUGUUAAGUUUAGAUAGUGUUGACAAUCAGGAAGAUCUAUUUCGCUUUGACGAGAGGAUUGAUGGUCUUUCAAUCAGCCUUAUUUAUCAAAAUCACCAACUGAUCCAAAUUAGCACUCGAGGAAACGGUGUUGUUGGUGAAGAAAUAACCUUUAACAAAGAAUUAAUAAAAAAUAUUCCCUUUACUCUGAAAGAAAUUGCCGAUUGCGAAGUGCGAGGAGAAGUUUACAUGAAAAAAGGAGAAUUCUACCGCCUGAAUAAGGAACUAAGCAAAUCUAACAAUAAACUACUGGCUAACCCACGUAAUGCUGCGGCGGGAAGUUUGCGUACUCUGAUUCCUUUACAGGAUAGAAAUUUACACUUUUUUGCCUAUCAAUUAUUUAAUCAGAAUAUCAUAAACAAUGCCGAGAAUUCUCUCGGUAAAUUAGAUAAACAAUUAACUUGCUUAAAAAAAUUGGAAAAACUGGGCUUUGCAGUCAGUCCCGAUUACCAACUAUUUCCUAGUAUUCAAGAGGCAUGA
Molecule: messenger RNA, 735 nt
Organism: Entrophospora candida
Lineage: Eukaryota; Fungi; Glomeromycota; Glomeromycetes; Entrophosporales; Entrophosporaceae
Source: the annotation of a GenBank genome assembly